UGUUGUGAUGAUGCCGCUCAGCUGAGUGCCACAGCAUUUCAUCAAGAGGGUUUCAUGAGCAGACAUGUCUGCCUAUAUCCUGGGUGUAGAUGUGGGCACCACGUCGGUAAAAGCCGUUUUAAUAGAAACUGGCUCCAGAUCGGUGGCUGCGAGCCACACUUUGCCAACUACGUCUGAUAUAAUCGACGAUCGCGGGAUAAAGGCGAGAGAGCAGGAGACCGGUCGCAUCAUAGACACUCUGAACCGGUGCAUCGGCCUGCUGCCCAGAGACAAACUGCAGCAGGUCAGCAGCAUCGGACUGUCCGGACAGAUGCACGGGGUUUUAUUCUGGAAAGCAAAGAGCGGUUGUGAUUGGUUCAAGAAGGAUUUCUUCACAGCCAGAGACACCAGUCAGCUGAUCACCUGGCAGGAUGGACGCUGCAGCAGCAACUUCCUGUCCUCACUUCCAAAACCAGACUCACAUCUCAGCGUAGCUACAGGAUUUGGCUGUGCAACAAUCUUCUGGUACCUGAGACACAGGCAUGAAUUCCUUGAGGACUUCACAGCUGCAGGAACCAUCCAGGACUAUGUGGUGUCCAUGCUGUGUGGUCUGGACGGGUGCGUGAUGACGCCCCAGAAUGCAGCCAGCUGGGGCUUCUUCAACACCUCCACCAACCAGUGGAAUACAGACAUUCUGAAGGGGGCCGGCUUCCCUUUGCACCUGCUUCCUCAGUGUGUGCCAUCUGGUGGCUUGGCGGGACUGACGUGCUCUGACUGGCAUGGUAUCCCUGCUGGUACGCCAGUAGGGGCCGCCCUGGGAGACUUCCAGUGCUCUGUCUACUCCUGCAUGAGUGCGCGAACAGAUGCAGUUCUUAACAUAAGCACCUCGGCCCAGCUCACCUUCGCCAUGCCAGCUGACUUCAAACCUCCAGAUAGCCCACAGCCUGCCUCCUCCAUCUCCUACUUCCCUUACUUUGACGACUCGUACUUGGCGGUGGCAGCUUCGCUCAACGGAGGGAAUGUUCUGGCCACCUUUGUGCAGAUGCUCACAUCCUGGAUGAAAGACCUUGGUGCGGAGAUGAGUGAUUUGUGCCUGUAUGAGAAGCUGAUUCACUGCGCCCUGAAUCAGGAAACAAGCGACCUGAUGGUGAGUCCUACUAUCCUGGGAGAGAGACACGAUCCUCUCUGCCUGGGUCAAGCGACCAACAUCUCCACUACCAACAUCUCUCUGGGACAUGUGACCAGGGCGCUGUGCCGUGGAGUCCUGGACAACAUCACCUCCAUGAUGCCUGCGGAGCGUCUGCAGCAGGCGGGGGUCAGCAGGAUUGUGGGAAGUGGGAGCGCCAUUGCUCGCAAUGAGGUGCUGAGGCAGGAGGUGGAGAAGGCAUUUCCUCAGCCGGUGGUGUACGGACAAAAUGCAGACUCUGCUGUCGGCGUGGCCAUGGUCCUCUGUGACCAGCUUUGAUGAGAGUUGAAAUCAUGAUGAAGUGAACAUUUUGCACAUUUGAGUACAUUAUCAAAUGUCAAAACACCUCUUUAAAGGGUGCCAUAUUGUUAGAAAUUGAUUUCCAUGUGUUUUGAUUAUACAGCAGGUCAAGGUGCUAUUUAAGUACAGUGAAAGGAAAAAUGCACACAGCCUGUAUUAAAUUACUGUUUCUUUAAAUGAACCUUCAGUAAUUCUGUAACGCUGUGAUGUCACAGGAGCCCCUUUUAUAGUGCCGUUUCAUGCUGGGACAUUUACGGCUCUGUAACGUCUCGCCUGCACUAUGAAUGCACCCGAAGCAGGAUGCUGGGAUCAAGUGAUCGCACCAAUUUUACUACCUCUGGAGGCGGAAAAUUGUUGGGACUGUUGGAGGCGGGACCACUAUUAAUGGGCCAUCCUGGCAAGGUGGAAUAUUUGACGCCACGUGUGACGUCUAACACACACCUCCGACUUGGUCCGACAGUCAUCCAAUCACUGUUCAGCAGCUGCAAAACAACUGCAGUCGCGUCGCUAACUGGGCACAGCGUCCGCUGCUUAUUGUAAACAAACCGGCAUCACUAAUUGUCCACUGAGUGUCCAGUGCUUGUUGUAAACAAACAGAGGUUACUCAUUAAACACAUGCUGUUGCAGCUAUACACACUGCACUGCUACAGAGCUAACUGUGUAGCCUAUUGGCAUCGUGCUACUGUGCAACUCUGCUGCUGCUCUGUUGCACGCUACUAUUGUCUCCUCCCACCUUGUUCCCAACGCCAGACUGCACUAUGAAAGGGCACGGAUAUCACGCCUUUGUGGGAUCACUAUGAACGCCGUAAGGUGAAAAGCCAGCUCAGAUCUUUCCGGCAAUAUAGCGGGACAUUUGCACUAUGAAAGGCGCUACUGAUACUAAAAAGUGCUGCUACAGUGUCGUACAGUCAUUUCCUGGCUGUAUGAAUAGUACGGUGGUGUGGGUCUAAAGAGACAGGCGCUAAAACAGAGCAUUUCAGACUGAGGGUGAAAAUAUGUAUAUAUUCAGACAGACAGACAGUAUGAGAAUUUUUUACAUUUUUUUAUUCUAAAGCAUGUAAACAUGUUCUAGCAGAAACCCAAAAUAUGGGUAUGAACCUUGAAAGUGAGUGUAAUAAGUCCCCUUUAAACGUAAAACCUAAAGCUGCCAUUUCGCAAAGAUGCUUUAAAUUCAUCAGAAGAAAAUCUACCGUGGAAAAAUUUAUUUUUAAAUGUCAGCAGCCUCAUUAGAGCAGCAUAGAGUGUAACAACAUAAUGAACUAUUUCUUUCCAGCUGUUUGCGGAUGCAGAAGCAGUUGAAUCAGGUUCUUUCCCUGUGUGCUGCUGAAAGGCGUUAAAUGAAAUCCAUGCAGUAGAUCCAAAUCAUAGCGCUGGAAUGCUUUGAAGAUCAAAGAUUGUUAUGGAUUUAUCUGUUAUAGAUUUAUGAUCCAUAACAGCAUCACCAUAUUUGAAGGUGGACUGAUUUUUAAAGAAUAAAAUCAUGAAGCUCCUGCAUGGUUUAUUGGCAAGGCCAGUGAGAUGAGAUGAGGUGUAGCAACUAUUAACAUGUUAGCAUUCAGGCAGAAAAUAGGCUAUCAAGAGAAUGCCUUUUCCUCAGGUAUUACUGUGUCAUUUUCUCUGACUUUCAUCCGUCUCAUGGUUUCUAUGUCGUUGCAUGAAGGAGCUUUUUUCCUUUGAAUUAACACUCAUCUUUUCAUUGAGUCCAAAGAGUCAUGUGGGGAAUGAAAAGGAAAAUUACUAAAAAAAUAAGUUAAUAUGCAACUUAAUCAUUAUAAUAAACCAUCGAAGCCGGUUGAUUUUAUCGCAUCUUCAUUACCUCUCAUGUUAUUUGAAACUUUUGUCCAUUCUAGGAUCCCAUGGGAAUGACGAUUCGUCAUUAGGUGAGCCGUGUCAUUUCUUUGAUCUGGAGUUAAUCAGUGCUCAUUUACUGUUCUGCUCAGUUUAUCCCAGCAAAUUAUUAGAGCCAAGCAUUCUGGUUGUAUUUUUUGUUGAAUGUUUAGACAUUUUCCAUGAUUUUCUUGAUAGUGAUUUUGUUUAUUAUCAAGAAAACCAUGGAAAAUGUCUAGAUAUCAGCUCUUGAAUUAAACUCUUAUCAGCUAUUUUUGUUGUUAUCGUUGUAUUUGUCCAAACAAAUGUACCUUUAUUUGUACCAGGCAUUAAAAUGAACAAGAAAACAAGGAGAAAACAAGGUUGGUGUAAUCAUCAUAUAUAUAGUACAUUUUUCAAUAAAAAUGUAUCACAAAAAAGGUGUAUAAAGUUUUAGUUGGCCUUA
Molecule: messenger RNA, 3737 nt
Organism: Centropristis striata (black sea bass)
Lineage: Eukaryota; Metazoa; Chordata; Actinopteri; Perciformes; Serranidae
Gene: shpk
Product: sedoheptulokinase
Exons: 7
Coding region: 65-1444 (459 amino acids)
Biological process (GO): carbohydrate metabolic process; cellular response to lipopolysaccharide
Cellular component (GO): cytosol
Molecular function (GO): sedoheptulokinase activity
Source: RefSeq, a predicted model, not a curated record